AUGACGGUGGGUAAACUGAUAAUUGGCUUACUUAUACCGAUUGUAGUCGCUUCCUCAUAUAUUCAAGAUGGAAAACGACACGAAAAAUUCGUGCCAUUGGUCGCAUUCUCUUGCGGAUAUCGCAAUCAAUACAUGUUGGAAAAUGGAUCCUGGAAGACUGACGAAAACAGAUAUGCCUCAUGUUUCACAGGCAAAAUGGACAUCUUGAAAUACUGUAAAAAGGUUAGUGCCUAUCAGUGUCUGAAAUCUAUCUAGACAAAAAGAAUAAAAGUUUGUAUUUUCACCUGUUCGGAUUACGGUAGUAGACAUUUUUUGCUGAUGAGAUUAUAAUGAAAAAAAAAUAUUUUAGAUUAGGAUUAUGUAUAUGAUUGAUCGAGGGAUUACUAGCAGAAAUAAAAAGAAAAGCUGAUUUUUGUAAGAACAUUGAGAGUAUUAAGAUUACCAAUAAGAGAAAAUGUCAUUAGCUAAUUGGAAAAAAAACUAUUUUAGGCAUAUCCAUCAUUGAAUAUUACAAACAUUGUUGAAUAUUCGCACGAAGUUUCGAUCGACAAUUGGUGUCGCGAAGAAGGAUCACCAUGUCAUUGGACACAUAGCGUUCGACCAUAUCAAUGUAUCGAUGGAGAGUUCCAUUCAGAAGCUCUUCAAGUUCCACAUGACUGCCAAUUCUCGCAUGUCAGUGCUCGCGAAAAAUGUAGCGAACACAAAUAUUGGAAGGAAGAGGCUUCAAAGCAAUGUUCCGCCAAGAAAACAUCGAGCAACAAACCAAUGAUUGUUCGAUCGUUUGCUGUUUUGGAACCUUGUGCAAUUGAUAUGUUCACAGGUGUUGAAUUUGUUUGCUGCCCAGGCGAACGUAAGUUGUUUUCAUGCUCAUUUGUUUCUAUGGCGACCAAGUUGUUUAUUCUUAUUUUUUUAGAACUCAAAAAAGAGAACAAAAAAGCCAACGAAGAUGAAGAUGAUGAUGAGGAAGAAGAUGAUAUGGCAUACGAUGAUGAAGAAUAUUCUGAAGAAUCAGAUGAGGAUAAGGAAGAAUCAACCACCCAAGAUCCAUACUUCAAGACUGCCAACUGGACUAACGAGCACGAAGACUUCAAAAAUGCUGAAGAUCGCAUGAACUCCAAACAUCGCAGAAAGGUUGACAAGGUUAUGAAAGAAUGGGGAGAGUUGGAAACCAGAUAUGCUGAGAUGAAGACCAAAGAUCCAAAGGGAGCUGAACAUUUCAAAACAUCAAUGAAUGCCAGAUUCCAAAAGGUUUGUUGGAUAAAAUAUAGGAAAAAAUAUAGAAAAUAUCAAUCGGAAGUGUAAUUUCCGGUGAACUUUUGAAUAAUAAAAGGAAAAUUCAAUUAAUUCCAGAUCGUUGCAUCUCUCGAGGAAGAACACAGAAAAAUGAAAAAGGAAAUUGAAGCUGUUCAUGAGGAACGUGUUCAAGGAUUGAUCAAUGAGAAGAAGAGAGAUGUAAGUUUUUAAAACCAUCUGAUUUCAAAAAAAUUUUCUUAUUUUUCAGGCUACCCAUGAAUAUCGUCAAGCUCUUUCAUCUCAUCUCAACAAGCCAAACAAGAACGCUGUUCUUGAUUCAUUGAAAGCUUACAUCAAGGCUGAAGAGAAGGAUCGUAUUCACACAUUGAACAGAUACAGACAUUUGGUCAGAACUGAUCAAGAAGAAGCCAAUGUUUACAGAGCAAAUGUUUUGCACAAACUCAGAUAUUAUGAUUUGAGAAUCAAUGGAACUUUGGCUAUGCUCCACGAUUUCCCAGAUUUGGAGAAAUAUGUUGCACCAGUCGCCAUUUCAUUCUGGCAAGAUUAUCGCCGUGAAAACACUCCAGAACUCUCUGACGCUGAAUUGAAAUCAUUGAACUCGUCAGAAGAUGCCAAGAGCAAGAAACUUGUUGAACUCUACACUGAAGCGUAUGAGAAACUUCACCAAAGCGCCAAACUUGAUGUUAAAGCACCAAGUACCACUGAAAAACCAAAAGACAAAGAUUCCGUCAAGGUUCUUCCAACUGAUAACAGCGAUUCGGAAGACGAUGAUGAUGAUUAUUACGAGGAUGAAGAUGAUGAGGAGGUUCCACGCAAGAAAAUCGCCGGAGGACAACCAAAAACCAAAGUUGUUGAGAUCACACCAAAGAAAGAGCUUCUUGAUGUUGUUCCACCAAAGCCUAUCAAAACCAAGGUUACUUCAGCUCAAGCUGAAGACGAUAGCUCUGACGAUGACGAUGAAAACGACAAUGAUAACACCGACAACACAUCUUCAUCAGAAUCUGAUGAAUCAGAUGAAGACGAUAAGAACAUCAAGGAACUUCGUGUUGACAUCGAACCAAUCAUUGAUGAACCACAAUCAUUCUACAAACGCAACCAAUUUGUUCAAUCAGAGGUUUGUUUGAAAAUCCAGAGAUAUAUCAAUAAAUUCAUCAAUUUUCAGCACAAAAAGGGAGACUUCUUGAACAACAGUCAAUUCAUGUUUGUUGUUUUUGUCUUCUCAGUCAUUUGCAUCACCAUGUUGAUGGUUGUUGUUAGACGUCGUCGUGCUAUGCGUGGAUUCAUCGAAGUCGAUGUUUACACUCCAGAAGAACGUCACGUUGCCGGUAUGCAAGUCAACGGAUAUGAGAAUCCAACCUAUUCAUUCUUCGACUCAAAAGCCUAA
Messenger RNA from Caenorhabditis angaria, 2638 nucleotides. Lineage: Eukaryota; Metazoa; Nematoda; Chromadorea; Rhabditida; Rhabditidae. The record is from the annotation of a GenBank genome assembly.